UGUCUUAACUGUUAAAACAGCGAUCAGCAAGCUUCCAGCAACCAUUUUUAUGCAUUCAGAUGAAAAAUUAGCAUGCAAGGAAACUCUUGGUAAGGAGGGUUGUAGCCUGCUUGGUAGAAUCUUGAAAACUGCCUGGAUUUAAAGCCAAUAACUACCGAGUGAAUUAGCCUCCUGGUAAAAACACUCGGAGUUUGCCUUAAGAGCAGGUGACAAUACCAGCUUUGUCUGGAAGAGCGGUUGAAGCUACCUGUCUGCUAAGCCAGGCUUGUAACUUAGAGGAGUGAGGCUGACCGACCACGCCCUGCUAAUGCUGCCUGCCCAGCUUUGUGCCUUUGCGCACGCGCCGUGGCGCCAACUUCGCCACUAGGAGGCGCCGGGCCCUCUUCAGGCGGCCUUGGGCGGUGCGUGUGGGUGUGACGUCAGUGCGCGCGCCGCUUCUUGUUGCCGGGCGGCGAUGGCGGCUCCUCUGGAGUCCUCGGCGGAGGACGCACUGCGGAACUUUGUUCGAGUUUUGGAAAAGCGAGACGGCACGGUGUUACGACUGCAGCAGUAUGGCUCGGGCGGCGUGGGCUGCGUUGUUUGGGACGCUGCCAUUGUCCUUUCUAAGUACCUGGAAACGCCCGGGUUUUCCGGCGACGGGGCUCACGCUCUGAGCCGGCGGUCCGUGCUGGAGCUGGGCUCCGGCACUGGGGCCGUGGGGCUCAUGGCUGCUACCCUCGGGGCUGAUGUUGUGGUCACAGAUCUUGAGGAAUUGCAAGACUUGCUGAAGAUGAAUAUUAAUAUGAACAAGCAUCUUGUCACUGGUUCUGUUCAAGCCAAGGUACUGAAAUGGGGGGAAGAAAUAGAAGACUUUCCAUCUCCGCCAGACUACAUACUGAUGGCCGACUGCAUAUACUAUGAAGAGUCUUUGGAGCCGUUGUUGAAAACUCUAAAAGAUCUUAGUGGAUUUGAGACUUGUAUUAUAUGUUGUUACGAACAACGAACAAUGGGAAAAAAUCCAGAAAUUGAGAAAAAAUAUUUUGAGCUCCUCCAGCUAGACUUUGACUUUGAAAAAAUUCCUUUGGAGAAACAUGAUGAAGAAUAUCGAAGCGAGGAUAUUCAUAUUUUAUACAUCAGAAAGAAAAAAUCGAAAUCUCCAUCGUGAAAUCUUUAGUCCUCUUACCCAAGCUCUCUAACAACCUGGGUAAGCUAAAGAUGUGAAUGGAGCAUGUGAAUACAGCAUGGGAAGAUUGUGUUCACAGAUUUUUCCAGCAUGUCCAUAGAGAUUCAAUAUAUAACUGACAACCACCAUGGGCUGCCUGCAGUUCGAAAAAUGAUUACUGACUGCCUGCCAAUGGGCCUGAAAUCCAACUUAGUUUACUUGUAGCUCAGCGUCAAGUUCUGCUUAGAAGAAAAUUGUGUAUCAGUCACUCCUCAAAUGAAUAUAGGUGUUGAGGUUUGCCUAAAGUCUGCCAGAAAUAAACAGUGAAGUGGCUUGGUUGACUUGGCAUUAUUGUCGGGAAACUAGAGAUAAACUGAUCCAGUUUCUAAAGAGAGAUAUCUAUUACUAUGUAAUUCUGUUUAAGUUGCAACUAAUAAAAUUUAGUUGUCUUCAAGAUCAGUAAAUCUAAAAGUUGGUUUUUAUUUUAAUGUAAUUUUGCAGUGGUUUUUAUCGUAUGUACCUUCCACUUCAUUGCUGUUAUUACGAUAGCCUUAGCAUUUAAAUGUUCUUUUACUUAAAAAAAAAAAAAGAAAACCUGAAUAUACUGUUUUGUAUACUUCUAUUAGCCAAAGUUUUAUUCUUUUCUUCCACCGUACAUGUCUAUGUGAGUUAGAUAGUAAAUUAUACUGUAAUGAGUUGGUAGGAAUGAAAGUAAGAAAUCAGGAGGGGGGAAAAGGUAUCUUUAAAAACUUUCUUUCAUUUGAGAAUGGAGUAGGAAUAAAAGUCCAGUUUCAGGCUUGUGCACUUACGUGGCUCUUGCACUUUUCUUUGCAUAUAUCUUCUAGGAAAAUGGCUAAAAUCACCAGUGUUGUUUACAUGAAACAGAGAACUGUUUUUAAAUAACUACAAAUGUUGUUCUAUAUACAUUGACCAAGUGAUUUUGAUUCUGUGUAUUCUCUGUUUUAUGAUGUUACAAUAAUCAUCUGCUCACAGACUGAUCGAGGACACGCCAGUUGUGAAGAGUAAUACUAACUGGAUAGAAUUCUGGUACUUGUAGGCAUUGGUGCAAGGUGGCACAUUUUAUGUAUUAAAUAAACAUUGUUUUUGAGA
Molecule: messenger RNA, 2251 nt
Organism: Ailuropoda melanoleuca (giant panda)
Lineage: Eukaryota; Metazoa; Chordata; Mammalia; Carnivora; Ursidae
Gene: VCPKMT
Product: valosin containing protein lysine methyltransferase
Exons: 6
Coding region: 455-1144 (229 amino acids)
Biological process (GO): peptidyl-lysine trimethylation
Cellular component (GO): protein-containing complex; cytosol
Source: RefSeq, a predicted model, not a curated record